This is a messenger RNA of Calypte anna (Anna's hummingbird), 1625 nucleotides long. RefSeq names its product family with sequence similarity 53 member B (gene FAM53B). Gene Ontology annotation, biological process: protein import into nucleus; positive regulation of canonical Wnt signaling pathway. Gene Ontology annotation, cellular component: nucleus. NCBI's taxonomy places the organism in Eukaryota, Metazoa, Chordata, Aves, Apodiformes, Trochilidae. The record is from RefSeq and is a predicted model, not a curated record.
GAGCCCACAGCCGGCCCGGCCGGGCCGCGCCGCCGCCACCACCACCACCACGGUUGCUGCUGAGCCUUUCCUGGAGGAACAUGGAGUGAGAGAGGAGCUUCAGCAGACCCUGGCUGCCAGUGCCCUUUGCAUGGACCCUGAUGGACACGGAGGGAGGACUGCAUUACCAUGGUGAUGAUCUUAACCAAAACUGGGCAAAACAAAGGUGCUGACUCUGUAACAUGCAGGACUGAGCUGCACACUCCAAAGAUGAGUCAAGGACCUACCCUCUUCUCCUGUGGCGUCAUGGAAAAUGAACAGAUGGAGAGACCUCAGGCAGAAAUGCCCUCUCCAGCUGGAGCAGCGGGCGGCAUCAUGGGACUGUUAGUCGGACAAGGGCGAGGAGGGCUCUCGUGGCCAAGGGACGCGGCCACCCACCUGCUCGGUCACCAACCUGAUCAAAGACCUCAGCCUCAGCGACCCCCAUGGCCACCCCACCGCCCCCCAAGCAAACGCCCAGUGCGUUCCUCUCCUUUUUCUGACGAGAUGGUCGGCCUGCGGGACCUCCCUGGAGGCCCUUGGGCUCCCGGGUUUGGAACGCCGGUGGGAGAAGCGGCGGUGCUACAGCGGGGGCAGCGUCCAGCGUUACUCCAAUGGCUUCGCCCCCAUGCAGAGGAGCUCCAGCUUCAGCCUCCCCGCCCGAUCCAACCUUUUUUCCAGUGACCAUCCUGCCCUCCUCAGCCGGCCGGGAUGCCAGCCCGGGAAAGGGAAGGGCGGCGGGGGAGAGCGGGCGGACAUGCAGAGAUCCCUCUCCUGCUCGCACGACCGCUUCUCCUCCUCCUCGGAGUAUGGCCCUCCCUCAGCCUGCAGCACCCCGGCUUCCACCCCAGAGCUGGGACGGAGAGCUGGGGGGCUGUCCCGGAGCCGCUCCCAACCCUGUGUCCUCAACGAUAAAAAAGUUGGGGUGAAGAGGAGGAGGCCUGAGGAGGUGGUUCAGGAGCAGCGGCCCUCGCUGGACCUCGCCAAGAUGACCCAGAACCGCCAGACCUUCAACAGCCUCACCUGCCUUAGCUCCGGGGCUGUCCCCGGCCCCCACCCAUGGACCUCCACCCCCUGCUCCCCAGAGGUGAUGCCUGGCAGGACCCCCGCCUGCACCCCAGUACCGGACCCACCGGGUUCUCGGGCCCAGGAACGCCAGCCCGGCCGGGAUGAGCUCUCCUGUGAGGAGGAGGAGGAAGGAGGUGGGAAGGAGGAGGAUGGGACGGCGUGGCGGAGCGGGGGGACGGGCACCGAGAGCCUCUUCCAGCUGGAUGGUGAGAUAGACAUCGAGCAGAUCGAGAACAACUGAGGAGGGAGUGGAUCCUCUCACCCCAGGUUUUGGAUGGAGGGGUGUGUGUGUGUGUGUGUCCUGCCCACUGCUCUCACAGCUGGAGGGGGACGAAGCAGCUUUGCCAAAAUUCCGUCAGGUAUUCCCAGCAAUCCGUGUGCAUGCGCGUUGUAAACCUUGAAAUCCUUUGUGAACUACUGUAGCCAGAGCUCAGCUGGUGGGAGGGAAGUGGGGCUGCCAGGCUGCCCCCUGGGUCCUGCCUGCCCUUCUUUAUGUGGGGAUGCAUGAGGAGAACCCAUCACCCAUGGGACUGGAAAAA